GUCACCAUUGGCGUUUCGAUGAGACCGAGGAGGAUGAAAAUAUCCACCAACUUGUGUCUCACCCUCUCCACCCCCUUCUCCACGAAUCUCCCUCCACCGCCGACACCGAUUUUCUGCAACUUCUGCAAAUUUUUAGUGGAGAACAUCAGUUGUUCAACGUCACCUAUUCGCGAAUAUUCUACUGGACGUACCGAGGGCAUUUGUUAUUGUCGUUUAGUUUAUUACUGUGGUUUGAGUCGGUGUGAAAAUGCGUUGACGAGUUUACUCGAGGGACUGGGUGAUGGCGAGGACCUCGGGACACGGCGUUUUUGCCAAUUCCAAGUUUCUUAUUCUUCUCAUCAUACUGAUAUAUGUGAUCAAUUAUGUGCAGAGUUUGGAGUUUCACGAGCUCCUUCCGGAGGAUCCGAAGCUCUACGACAAGAUGAGACCGCCGAAGAAGGACGGCCAGGCCACAGUCGUGUACUUCCAUGUGACCGUCAUGGGGCUCGACUCCAUCGAUGAAACUUCAAUGACCUACGCCGCGGACAUCUUCUUCGCUCAAACGUGGAAGGACAAUAGACUUAGACUUCCAGAGAACAUGACUUCUGAAUAUAGAUUAUUAGAAGUCGAUUGGUUGAAGCAGAUGUGGAGGCCCGAUUCCUUCUUCAAAAACGCAAAAUCCGUGACGUUCCAGACCAUGACGAUACCCAAUCACUAUCUCUGGCUGUACAAAGACAAAACAAUACUGUACAUGGUCAAACUCACAUUGAGAUUGUCCUGCGCCAUGAACUUUCUGAUAUACCCCCACGACACUCAGGAAUGUAAACUACAAAUGGAGAGUCUAUCGCACACGACGGACGAAAUGAUCUUCCAGUGGGAUCCCGAUGUGCCCCUUGUUGUUGAUGAAAAUAUUGAAUUACCGCAAUUGGCACUUGUUAAAAACUACACAGCUGACUGUACUCAGGUUUACUCCACAGGGAAUUUUACAUGUCUCGAGGUGAUUUUCGUGUUAAAACGACGACUGGGAUACUAUCUUUUUCACACAUAUGUGCCCACAUGUCUAAUCGUGAUAAUGUCAUGGGUAUCAUUCUGGAUAAAGCCAGAGGCAGCUCCAGCCCGAGUUACUCUCGGUGUCACAUCCCUCCUCACCCUCUCGACUCAACACGCGAAGAGCCAGGCGUCACUACCCCCUGUCUCCUACCUGAAAGCUGUGGACGCGUUCAUGUCAGUCUGUACGAUCUUCGUGUUCAUGGCACUGAUGGAGUACUGUCUAGUGAACAUUGUGCUGGGGGACUCAGAUGCCCCAGCAGCCUUCAAAAAACCAUCGAAGCAAACACCCCCCAAGGCGACAACCUCCACUGGUACUGGAGAUACUAAACUUGAUAAAAUUUUCGACAUCGCGACUAAGGAAAAUGCAAUGCUGUUAUCCGGACGCUCUCAGAAACCCGCGACAUUACCACCAACAGGUCCGACCCCAGCGCAGCGUGCAAGACUCCGGGCACUAAACAUUGAUCGCUUCUCUCGGGUAUUCUUUCCCUUCCUCUUCACCGCACUCAACGUCACCUACUGGAUAUGCUUCGCCGAGUACAUUUAAAGAGAUAAUUGCAGAAAAAGUGCGGAGAAAUCGUAUGGAUUUGGGAAACGAGCGUCUCGUCGCCGUCCGAUGUCCCUUCCUCACUGGCUUUACCUCCAAAGUCAUACGAAUUUUAAUGAAUUAUUUCUCCUCAAUUGAGGAACUUCUCGGAAAUCGCUAAUUCGAUAAUUUUGUUUACUCGAGGGAGUUGGGUAAUUAAUGAAGUUGCGGAUUAGGAUGAGUCAAUCACUGAAGUAAAUCAGCUUCUCGGAAAUAUCUUGGAGGUGAUGUGCCUCGUCAUCUCCAUCACGAUUAGUUGAGUUGAGGUUUCCAAAAUGGUGGAACAAUUAUUUUUCGCUUGAUUAGAUUGAAUAUUUAUUUCUAUUAAUAGAAAUAAAAAAAAUUAAUGGAAAAACCUAGCGCUUUCAUUUAAAUUGUAUUAAAAUACUCAAUUCCAUCGUUAAAUUUUCCAAUUGCUUAUUUCAAUUAUCAAUUAUUAUGAAUAUUACAUCAUUAAAUUUUUUAACGUAAAAUUUUCUACGUUUUUUCUGCAGUUUUCUUGGUUUGUCAUAACAAAAUUCAAAUUACAGAAUGUUAAAUGCCAAUAUUUGACCAGAAUCUAAUUUGCAUAUAAACAUCAGUAUUUAUAGAAUAUUUUCUAAAAAUCAAUUUCUAUUUCAUAGAAAAUGGUAAUUUCCCUUUGAUUCAGAUACAUUUGAAUUUUUGGAGUUGACUGGACUUGUCCUAUUCCCCGGCUGCACAUUCAAUUUUUUGCUUUUCAAAAGAUGAUACGACGUAGAAAUUUAGUACCACUGCAUUACCAGCAGUCGACCGAGUCUCCAUAAAUAAAAGAGAGAAGUAAUUUCGUUGCGUGUUGAAAUUAUUUAAAAUGUUAAUAUUUUUCAAUUUAAUACUAAAGUUAAAUCUCAAUGAAUAAUCAAAAUGUUAAAGUCCUAGAGACAUACCUAUAACACGUUAAAAUUGGAAAAUCGAUGAGAUAACUUGACGUUAUUUAAAGUUAUACAUUAUGUAAUUAUAAU
Molecule: messenger RNA, 2592 nt
Organism: Diachasmimorpha longicaudata
Lineage: Eukaryota; Metazoa; Arthropoda; Insecta; Hymenoptera; Braconidae
Gene: Hiscl1
Product: glycine receptor subunit alpha-2
Exons: 9
Coding region: 281-1573 (430 amino acids)
Biological process (GO): chloride transmembrane transport; regulation of membrane potential; chemical synaptic transmission
Cellular component (GO): plasma membrane; synapse; neuron projection
Molecular function (GO): transmitter-gated monoatomic ion channel activity involved in regulation of postsynaptic membrane potential; chloride channel activity; transmembrane signaling receptor activity
Source: RefSeq, a predicted model, not a curated record